AAAUAAUAUGUGUUAAAACAUUGCAAAUUAAACUCUAAUCAAAGUAAUAAAGAUCACAGGUGUCUCUGAAGCCUCUCCAUGUGACUGCUGGUAUGAAACUCCCACCAUUGUUUGAAGGCUACACAAAGAGCACUUCCACUUUCCAGCAUCACGUUCUGGGCCACAUACCAGCAAUACCUCUGUAGAGUGAAUGGUGACAGGCUGCAGUCAGCAGGACAGAUGAGCUCACACUUCCAGCGUUUUCAUGGCUUGUUGUGCGCUUCUGUGGCAGGUUUGUCAGUCGAGAUCAUGGUUUAUUGUGGAGUGUUCAGGAAUAUAACGUGUGGACUUUGUUGCCAGUUGAAAAGUGUGGGAGAUUUGUGAGUGUGUGAUUUUCCCAGCUGCUGUGGGUCUAACAUCACGCAGUGGAAGCUGGAAAGGUGAAGUGACUUUUACGCACAAGCUCUUCUCCAGUCUAAAGCCACCGACCGAAAUACUUGGAGGUAAUUACAGUGCGGUGGGAUGACAGAGGAAACCCUCAACGACCCCUUCCCAGAUCUAAGAGAACUGGAAAACAAAGUUGGCAGGAAAACACCAGAAAGUCUUCUGAUUUGGAUGAGGGAUGCUGCGGACUGCGAAGAUGGUUGGAGGUCUGAUGUGGUCGACAGGGAAGAACGCAGCUCUGCGCUCAGCGAAAGCUUCUCCGACAAAAUCAGCAACCUAAAGCAAGAGAUGAGGUGGCUGCGUUCUGCAGAUGUGCGGAUUCUUCGCCAGCUGGUGGCCGUGCACGAGGGGAUCGAGACCAUGCGUUGGCUGAUGGAGGAGCAGAAUACCCUAGUUAGCCAUGGCGGCAGCUUGACAGGCAGCCUGAGCAGCCUGGUGACUGUGGAGGAGCACGGGCCCUCGAUGUCCCCCUGCAGAGAGAACCUGAGUCCAACUCAGGAUUUGACUGAAACCACUGGUGAGGAACUGGCAGAUCACCCAUACCAACCACACUCCACUGAUCCCGGUGAUUCAAACCACAAGAGCUACUUUAACACGCGGAGCCCCGAGUCUACUGAAGCAAGACAGUCUUGUCCUUCCACCUUCAACUUUGAAAUCCCUCAUUCCCAAUAUGGCAGGCACGGUCAGGAAUCAGCCAGCAGUUUGGUUAGUGUCAAUUUACCAAAGACACAACCACAGAACUCGGAUGUAGCUCCAUUAAAACACAUCAAAGCCGGUGCUGACACCAUUAGAAGAGCCCUCCUCAGAUCAAAUAGGGCAAGAAGAGAAGUGGAUUCUGGUAGUUUUGCUCUCACUAAUCGGUCAGAGGAGACACAAACAGAGAACCAAACUGAGGAAGGUUUAGGAGCCUCUCAGACCAAUGUGAUGGAAAAGGAAGAGCACGCUCCCAGUAGAGAGACAUUUUUGCUGGGCUAUGAUGCUCAGUGGAGCUGGGUGGAGUCACAGGACGAUGUGACGUUUCUAUGAUGUUCUAUGAGCACAAUUUAGAUUCAUGAUCUUUAGUUUGUAGUUCAACAGCUACCUGCCAGUAAUGCAGUGAUUUAAAAUGCACUUUGACGCUGAUGGAUGAUUGAUGAAUGAUGCUUGAAGAUGAAGGUGUAAUUGUCUCUUAGUCUCAGACUCACUUUGUCUGUGCUUUUGUUUAAGAUGGACACUUGGAUGUGCACUUCUUUUCAUUUAGCUGUGUAUCUUAGGAAUCCCAAAAGAUUCAUUUUUUUAUAAAAAAUGCAAGAUAUCACAAAUAUGAAAAGAUAUGUAGAAAUAUUAUGUCCUUGUCUGAUAAAUGUUUUACACAAUGGGGACUUGAAUUUUAGAGAUUUUUUUUUAAUCAGUGGGCUUUCUUUCUUUUUUUCAUUUGAUUGCUCUCAAUUUCAUUUGACUGUCUUGUUUAGUUUAUAAGACAAGAAUGGCAGUCAAUAAUUUUUUGUGCUUAUUUCUUGUAUAUUGUCUGUCUCUGAAGUCUUUCACAAUUGUGCAUAUAAUGCAAUAGUGAACCUGUGAGGGUUUUAAAGAUGCUGCCAUUGUUCUGCUUAAAUUGUCAUGCAAUGAUGAGCCUAAAUACCUGUUAGUAAUAAACAACACUGCAAUAGA
Dicentrarchus labrax (European seabass) is the source of this 2073-nucleotide messenger RNA. RefSeq names its product leucine rich adaptor protein 1-like. The record is from RefSeq and is a predicted model, not a curated record. The transcript has 3 exons. The coding region runs from base 502 to 1449 and encodes 315 amino acids. Gene Ontology annotation, biological process: positive regulation of canonical NF-kappaB signal transduction; positive regulation of cytokine production. Lineage: Eukaryota; Metazoa; Chordata; Actinopteri; Moronidae.